CACAGCCGGAAGCGAGCAAUCUCAAAAGCCAAGCGAGACGAACGUGGCGUCGACGUCCCCUUAUUUAGUUUAGACGCACCGCACGGAUAUACAACAUUCAUUUUUUUUUUUCCAGGAAAAAUUUGUCAGCGAAGUGGCGAGUUUUUCGCGAGAAGGGUGUGCUUGAAUCCCAACAGUUGGCACGCUUCCCCCCCUCCUCCUCCUCCUCCUCCUCCCUACUCCGUGUAUUCCUCCGCCCCAUUGCUGGAUGCUAGCUCGGUGUAGCCCUUGCAUGUCGUAGCACUCCCCCCCCCUAGUCCAAAGUUGUGUUUUGUCUAUUUUCAUUCCCCCCCCCUCCUUGGAUAUCAGUGUGCGUCAAGAUGGGGUGUACUCUGAGCACGGACGACAAGGCGGCUCAGGAACGGAGCAAGAUGAUCGACAGGAACCUCCGGGACGACGGCGAGAAAGCCGCCCGGGAGGUGAAGCUGUUGCUGCUCGGUGCUGGGGAGUCUGGGAAGAGCACCAUUGUUAAGCAGAUGAAGAUCAUCCACGAGGCGGGCUACUCCGAGGAGGAGUGCAAGCAAUACAAAGCGGUGGUCUACAGCAACACCAUCCAGUCCAUCAUCGCCAUCAUCAGAGCCAUGGGACGCCUCAAGAUUGACUUUGCCGAUCCGGCCAGAGCGGAUGACGCUCGGCAGCUGUUUGUGUUGGCCGGCUCGGCCGAGGAGGGCUUCAUGACCGGCGAGCUGGCCGGGGUCAUCCAGCGGCUGUGGAAGGACGGAGGAGUCCAAGCGUGCUUCAGCCGCUCCCGAGAGUAUCAACUCAACGACUCGGCAGCAUACUAUUUGAAUGACUUGGACAGGAUAUCGCACAGCACUUAUGUGCCCACCCAGCAGGACGUGCUGAGGACCAGAGUGAAGACGACCGGCAUCGUGGAGACACACUUCACCUUCAAGGAUCUGCACUUCAAAAUGUUUGACGUGGGUGGCCAGAGGUCCGAGAGGAAGAAGUGGAUCCACUGCUUCGAGGGCGUCACCGCCAUCAUCUUCUGCGUGGCUCUCAGCGACUACGACCUGGUGUUGGCCGAGGACGAGGAGAUGAACCGAAUGCACGAGAGCAUGAAGCUGUUUGAUUCCAUCUGCAACAACAAGUGGUUCACAGACACCUCCAUCAUCCUCUUCCUCAACAAGAAGGACCUCUUUGAGGAGAAGAUCAAGAAGAGCCCCCUCACCAUCUGCUACCCAGAAUAUGCAGGAUCCAACACCUACGAAGAGGCGGCCGCCUACAUUCAGUGUCAGUUUGAAGACCUGAACAAGAGGAAGGACACCAAGGAGAUCUACACCCACUUCACCUGCGCCACCGACACCAAGAAUGUGCAGUUCGUGUUCGACGCCGUCACCGACGUCAUCAUCAAAAACAACCUGAAGGACUGCGGCCUUUUCUAAAGGCAUCCAAGCGGACCCACAAGGAGCGUCGGGACCUUGGCUGACCAACGUCACUUUUAUCGUCUUAUUAAUAACUUAUGUUCAUCUCUAAAAAAGUUUUAAUGGCGGGAGUGUAGACAAAACAUUUUGUGUAAGAUAUUUGUACAACUGUCGAUGGCUGGGGAUUUUUCGCCGUUUUCUAAAAAUAUGUGCUAUCAUUUUUAAUUUUUCGUGUAUAUAUAUAUAUAUAUAUAUAUAUAUAUAUAUAUAGUCGAGGUUACUGUGGUUUAUCCGUUAUACAGUACUCAAUACCGGGGUCGAGCUGGAUAUAUGUUAGGUCAGGAAAAAACACAGAGGCUAUUUCAUUCCUACAAACCUGGUUUCCUUGCUCUUCAGGGGAUUUAAAAAAUAUAUAUUUUUUUUAAUCCCCUGAAGAGUAGGGAAACAUGUUUGAAGGAAUGAAAUAGCCUCAGUUUUUUCCUGACUUAACGAGUGUGUGUGUAUAUAUACAUAUAUAUAUAUAUAUACAUAUAUAUGUGUGUACACACAUAUAAAAUAUGACAAGGAGAUUCUUUCUCCGUCUGUUCUUCACCCCCGAAGGAAGAUUUCUAUUUUUUUUUAGGCGCGUGUGCCUCGCAUGCCUUAGUUGCAGUCUUCUCCCCACGUUGACUUAGAUGUCGGGUUUAUGUGCUAGAUGUUUCCAUCUAACUCCUCCCGACACGCCCACGGUCCAGUCCGGUUCUUUUAUUACUUUGCCGAAUGUUUUUUUUUUUUUAUCACAAGUCCCCCCCCCUCGUCCGUCCGUCCCUCUCCACGGACAAACGCAAGUAUGACCAAGUCGCUCUCCGGGCCAAUUUACCCUCUGACGUACCGUGAGAGUCGAGUUUGACCUUUUUUUUUUUUUUUUUUUUGCAUGUGUGCAGCGAGACCAAAAGCCUGUGAAUGUGUGCGUGUGGGUAUGCACGACGUAAAAACACAAAAACAAAAGGGACUUUAAUCCUCCACGACGCCUCAUCCUCUUUCAAAGUUGUAUUUUUCUAAGCGAGCGACAAAAAAAAAAAAACAAGCGACAUUCCCGAUUUUGACUCCCGGAAGAGAAGCUUUGAAAGGAGGAUGCCCCACCGGAGAAGUGGGACCGAGAGCAUGUGGGAUGAGUGCGUCGUUAUCUCGGCCGUGAUCUGUGAUGGUUUCACGUUACAUAUCCCCUACUCCAUAAUCCCCCCCUCCUCCGCCCCAGCCUUCUGUUUCCAUCGGAUGGGGACAUCUGUGGACUAAUCUCCAUGAUUUUGCUAAUAAAAGAGAUGCUGUGGUGAAACCACGGCAUCUUAUGCAACAACA
Messenger RNA from Nerophis ophidion (straightnose pipefish), 2741 nucleotides. Its product is annotated as guanine nucleotide-binding protein G(i) subunit alpha-1. Gene Ontology annotation, molecular function: GTPase activity; G-protein beta/gamma-subunit complex binding; GTP binding. The transcript has 9 exons. Bases 360 to 1424 code for a protein of 354 amino acids. Lineage: Eukaryota; Metazoa; Chordata; Actinopteri; Syngnathiformes; Syngnathidae. Gene Ontology annotation, cellular component: heterotrimeric G-protein complex. Gene Ontology annotation, biological process: adenylate cyclase-modulating G protein-coupled receptor signaling pathway. The record is from RefSeq and is a predicted model, not a curated record.